AUGGAUGGAAGUGUAGGAUGUCGAUACAUUAGGAUGAUACAUGAAUCAGUUCAAGAAGCAAAUGAAACCAAUGUAAAGAUUAGAAAUAGGAUGAUUGCUUCUCAAGACAGACAUAAGAGUUAUGCAAACCUGAAGCGCAAAGAUGUGGAAUUUGUAGUGGGUGAUAGUGUUUUGUUGAGAGUGUCACCAAUGAAGGGCAUAAAGAGAUUUGGUAAGAAAGAGAAGUUAAGUACCAGAUAUGUAGGACCUUUUGAGAUAUUAGAAAGAGUUGGGCAAAAUGAGACAUUUAAUCUACAAGGAAUUUUUUUGUACGAGGAGAAACCAAAACAUAUUAUUGAUCAGAAAGAAAAAAUGUUAAGGAAUAAGAGAAUUUUGUUGGUUAAGGUUCUGUGGAAGAACAAUGCUGUUGAGGAAGCUAAAUGGGAAUUGGAGAAGGAUAUGCUUGAGCAAUACCUAGAAUUGUUCAGUUAA
Messenger RNA from Humulus lupulus (European hop), 471 nucleotides. RefSeq lists its product as uncharacterized. The transcript has 2 exons. The record is from RefSeq and is a predicted model, not a curated record. NCBI's taxonomy places the organism in Eukaryota, Viridiplantae, Streptophyta, Magnoliopsida, Rosales, Cannabaceae. Bases 1 to 471 code for a protein of 156 amino acids.